AUGUUGCACCUGAGUCGAUACGAAGUUGAUCUGGAGGAUGCUACUGUAGUGUUAGCUUCAGUUCAACUUCGUAUUGACUCAGGCGCUACAUGGCCUAAACAAAUGACACAUUGAAAAGCACACAAAGCAAAUUUAAACAAGAACCUUUCCGCUAACUUCUUUGCUCGUCUUCUCGCCAUCGUCUUCUAUGCCUAGAUCGUAAAACACCGGUGCAUCACCAUUAUUGAUCCCCGGCAGCUCAAUUCCGUUGUGGCUUUUUUUAUUUGCAUCCUUUUAUAUUCACAGUUUCUAACUUAAAAAAAAAAUUAGUGUCAUUAACUUCCGUUGUGGCUUUUUUAUCUGCACCGUUUCUUUUUUUAUAUGCAGCAGGCUUCAUUUCUUUUUUUUCUUUUUUUUUUUUGCAUUAGUAACUUCUGUUGUGACUUCUCCUUUUCUUUUGGCUAUUUUUUUUUUUUUUUUUUUUUUUUGCAGUGGCGGUUCUUAGCCACCGUACAAAACACAUGAAGGGAUUUUUAAAAAUAAUAAAAACUUAAAACACAACAGCAAAUGAGAAAAGAACAAGUAAUCGCAAAACACAACAUGACGUCUUUGUUUUGUCCCCCAAAAAGGACCUCAAAAGUGAAAAACUGCUCCUGAAGAGAUCUUAUGUUUACAUGUUCUGCUGCAAGUAUCUUUUCACUUCGCUUUUCUUAAAUGAGGGAUCGUCAAAACUGUCUGAUCCACUGGUUUCAAUCUCCUGCUAUCGAUGAAUCUGGUCUAUAAAAUCACGUGAUUUCAUUUCCCCCUCCUCACUUCCGCAAAUAAAGCGCCAGUGUUGUGAUCAUAGCUUAAGCGGAAAGUGAAAACACAGUCAGUCGUCGUGCCACCGGACUCGUGUGUCAUGGUCGAACCGUCCACCAGAACCGUGAACGACACCGGACGCAGACGUUUCCAACACGUGAGUUUACGGCGAAUGUUCCUGCUUUCUCCUGCAGCUCCGGACUUUUUUGUUCAAAGUUGUUUCCUUCCGGGCUGCUCCGCUAACUACAAGGUAGGCAGCUGAAAAACAAGUCCGCUCAGAUUAGUCUAGCAGCUGCAGCCGUGUUGUGUCAGCUGGACAGUUUGCUGAAUAAUGCGUUUGUAACAAAGGCAUCAACAGUAGGCAGCCUGUCUGACAUUGAACAGUCUUGUGGUCAGUGUUUGCUGAGAUAACACAGGUACAGGAGGAGGAGGAGGUGACAGGAGUUUAGUAACACUUAAAGCCUCUGUGACCUAGAUUUUCAACACAGGAGGUCUCUUUUCCAAGAAAGUCUCAGGAUCAUAAAUUGUUCUUACCAAAAACACUUGAAUGAGACAGUCAAAACAACAUGGUCUGUCUGCAGAGAUUAUAAAUGUCACCUUCAGAUUCUAAUCAGAGCAUCAAAACAAACCUGGACAGAGGAGGUAAACACCACUGUCCACCUCAAUUUGCAUAAAACUCCCAAAAAAAUGUUCAAGAGAUAAAAUUAAUUUAAAAGCUUGGGCAUGCAUUUCAUUGUUAGGCGACACUUUAGUUGACGCCUAUCUCUAUAACUCAUUAUAAAUAUAUGUAUAAUGUGUUAUAAUCACGUUAUAGCACUGUAUGACUUUAGUUAUAAACACUCAUAAAUGAUCAUAAUGCUUAAUAGCAAUAAUCAUAACACAUUAUAAAGCAUUUUAUCCUGACUUACAAGGUCAGGUAUUAUAAUGUGUUAUAACUGUUAAUAACAGUUGCAUUGCAUUAUCUAUGUGGGCAUUGUCAGUUAGCUGUUAGUUGUUUUGAAUAGUCAUGAUCAUGGCCACAGUUAUGUUGAUCAAUAUACAAACAUGAUUAUUAAUUAAAGAGUCGACUUUUUCCCUGUAUUUUGUUUGUUUUGAGACCAUGCAUAUCCAGCAGCCCCCUUUUUUUUAUUUACUUGGCUGGUCCGUGACAAAAAAAAACUUGCCCUGGCAUUUUUGGUUUAUGCAAUCAGUUGGUUUAAUUUAGCACCAAACAACAUCAUCAAAGCUAGAUGUGCUGCACCAGUGGUGUCACAGUGUGGAUUUUAUAUAGCAUAUUGUAUAAAGCAGUUAAAUUACAGAUGUAACCUAUAAUCCUGUCUGUGGCCGUCAUCUUUAAAACUUUGUUUUUCCUGUUUAUUUCAAAAUAAUAUGGACUUUAGCUCAUUAAUUCUUGCUAAUGCAGCUGUGCUCACUCUGUCCCUCUGCUUCACUAACACACACCUGAUCCUCCUGCUUUGUAAGCUUGCUGCAGAUGUUUUUGUCACAUUUCUUUAAAGGACAAUCCUGCAAUCAUGAUCAAAAUUGGAUUACCUGUGCUGCCCAAAUUUGUGCGUUAGUAACAUUAUUAUAGUUUUCUCUCAGUUAAUUCAUGUACCCUUUAUCUAUGACAGAGUAUUUCAUCCCACAGAAUCUGUGCAUGACUUGUUUAAAGGAUAACUUCAAUAUUUACCUUUAGAUAUUUUACCUUUCUUAACAAUUUCAGGUUGCUGGUAUAAAUCCAUAAGUCACGUGUGACAGUAUUUUACCAAGCCAAAUAUUAUUCAUCAACAUAUAUUGUGAUCAACUGUUCACCUCAGUUCACUUAUUUUGUUUUUUAUCUCUUGGUAUUGUUGAAUCUUUGGUCAUCACCUCUGCAUGUGUGUCCACUAUCCUACUGCUAAAGCUGUUAGAGAUCACAUAUGUUCAUGAAUGAAGCAUAUUGUUAUAAAUGCUUCACUCUGAUAGUUUUGACACACUUACUGUAUAACUCAAGUUUUACUCUGAGGAGCUUUCCACAUACCGGCUCGGAUCUGUUUGAGCUAAUUUUAUUCCAUAUUACCCAACAUUUCUGUAAUCUUCUUAGAGAAGUCAUGCUCAGGCUUGACAUGAUUUCUUGCAGAGCAGCACAUUACUUUAUUUGUUCAAAGCCGGUUUGGUCCUGUAUGAGUACAUAAACACUGAGAGAUUUGUUUUUUUAGAGAGACACACUAAGUAUACAAGUUGACAGUGUGUGAUAUCAAAGUGUUUUCAUUCAGUUUUUUUCCAGCUUUGUGUUAAUAUCAGUAUUUAAAAAUUUCAUGAUUAAAAUAAGUGUUUUUUUUGUUUUGUUUUGCUUUUUCACAUUCUAGUAACAGCAGCCCUGGCAAGUUUGCUGACCCACACCCUCCCCCUGCCCCUGUCCCCUGCCCUGCCUGUGGACUGA
Xyrichtys novacula (pearly razorfish) is the source of this 3181-nucleotide messenger RNA. NCBI's taxonomy places the organism in Eukaryota, Metazoa, Chordata, Actinopteri, Labriformes, Labridae. The record is from the annotation of a GenBank genome assembly.